CGGCGCAGUAAGCAAAGGGGGAAAUCCCUCAGAACAAGGUAAUAGCAGAGGAAGGGGUCUGCAUAGCGGGAUUCUUGCAGAAAGGGACCGAGGUGGAAGAUUCUCUCCCCCACCGCCCCUCCUAAUUUCUCAAUUAGAAGCAAAGUUUGGCAGAUACAUUAAGUGCUUAUUUGGAGAGAGAAAUAACUUGACAAGAAAGACUCCUUGGUCAUUUGGGACUAACUGCUGGUCGAAGAAGAUCUUAUGGCUGCAUUGGAAGUUUCAUUUGAGAUCAAAGACAAACAUGGAAUUGCAAAGCCCAGUAAUGAAUCAGGGGCAGGAGCAGAAAAAGAUCCCCAAAGCAUCCAGGCUGGGAGUGGUAAGGAAUCCUGGGAAAGAAUGGUGCAAAAGAUCCUGGAAGGAGACCCCACCAGCACCGAUGUUGAAUGCCAGAGACUCAGGCAGUUCCCCUACCAGGAGGCUGAAGGACCCCGAGACCUUUGCAGCAGACUCCACACCCGUUGCCAUCAGUGGCUGAAGCCCGAAAAGCACACCAAAGCUCAGAUGCUGGACCUGGUGAUCCUGGAGCAGUUCCUGACUGUCCUGCCCCCGGAGAUGGAGAGCUGGGUCAGAGAAUGUGGAGCAGAGACCAGUUCCCAGGCGGUGGCCCUGGCAGAAGGUUUCCUCCUGAGCCAGGCAGAGGAGAAGAGGCAAGAGGAGCAGCAGGCACUGAGUAUGUUAGCCAACAUGGCCACUGAUCCCCUGCAGGCAGAGAAGGCUCCGUCAGACACCAGGCAGAGGCUGCUCCUCAGGGGGAUCCUGCGGGAGGAGGAGGAGGGGGAUGGAGGAACCACCUCUCUGGGCUGUGAAAUGUCCCUGAACAUUCUCUUUAGUCCUUCUCCUCUUGGUGAUAGAGAGGAAGGUGUUGCUGUGUGGUCAGCGGAUCAGGGACCCGUGUCCUUUGAGGAGGUGGCUGUGUGUUUCUCCGAGGAGGAGUGGGCUCUGCUGGAUCCUGGCCAAAGGGCUCUGCACAGGGAAGUCAUGGAGGAGACUUCUGGGCAUCUGGCCUGGCUGGUUCUGAAACAUGAACUCACUUCUUGGUCAGAAGAUCCAUUUAUUGAGGCCCCUGAGGAGGAGGAAGAGAGAUCAGCAGGUAAUCGGAGGACGAACAGAAAAAAGGGGAAAGUACAGAGAAGAAAAACUGAAGAAAAAGAGAAGAAUUGGGCGGCUUCUGAAAGGACAGACUUCCAUGCAAUUCCAGCUGAAGAUAAGACUAGUAAGCGUACUCUAAGUGGAAGCAUCUUAACUAAUAAACCACACCUCGGUCCACAUCACAGCAUCCCUACAAGCAUGAAAGCAUAUCAAUGCACAGUGUGUGGGAACGACAUCAGGAAUUGGUUGAACUUGUAUGAACAUAAAAAAAACCAUAUAGGAUUGAAACUGUGCUUGAAGUGUGGAAAGAGAUUAAGUUGUGACACUGCCCUUGCUGUCCACCAGUGUGUCUGCCAAGGAGAUACAUGCUCUAAAUACAGAAAGAGCUUCAAUGGCAGAGAUAAGAUUCCUUCCCAUCAAAGUUGCCAUAUAGGACAGAAACCCUAUACAUGCUCAGAGUGUGGAAAGAGCUUCAGUUGGAAGUCAAACCUUUCUGCCCAUCAAAGAAUCCACACAGGAGAGAAACCAUAUACGUGCUCAGAAUGUGGAAAGAGUUUCAGUCAUACGGGCCAGCUUUCUGACCAUCAAAGAAUGCACACAGGGGAGAAACCUUAUAUGUGCUCAGAGUGUGGAAAGAGCUUCAGCUGGAAGUCAAGCCUUUCAGCCCAUCAAAGAAUCCACACAGGGGAGAAACCAUAUACAUGCUCAGAGUGUGGAAAGAGGUUCAGGUUCUCCCCAAGCCUUGCAAUCCAUUACAGAAUCCACACAAAAGAGAAACCAUAUAUGUGCUCAGAGUGUGGAAAGAGCUUCAGUCGGAAAGCUCAGCUUAAUGGCCAUCAAAGACUCCACACAGAAGAGAAACCAUAUACAUGCUUAGAAUGUGGGAAGAGCUUCAAUGAGAAGGGCAAUCUUUCUAUCCAUCAAAUAAUCCACACAGGGGAGAAACCGUAUACAUGCUCAGAGUGUGGAAAGAGCUUCAGUGAGAAGGGCAGUCUCUCUGGCCAUCAAAGAAUCCAUACAGGGGAGAAACCGUAUACAUGUUCAGAGUGUGGAAAGAGCUUCCGUUGCAAGGGUAAUCUUUCUGUCCAUCAAAGAAUCCACACAGGGGAGAAACCAUAUAUUUGCUCAGAGUGUGGAAAGAGCUUCAGUCAGAAGUACAAGCUUUCUGUCCAUCAAAGAAUCCAUACAGGGGAGAAACCAUAUAUGUGCUCAGAGUGUGGAAAGAGCUUCAGUGAAAAGGGCAGUCUUUCUGCCCAUCAAAGAAUUCACACAGGGGAGAAACCAUAUAUAUGCUCUGAGUGUGGGAAGAGCUUCAGUUGCAAGAGCAGUCUUACUGCCCAUGAGAGAAUCCACACAGGGGAGAAACCAUAUACGUGCUCAGAGUGUGGAAAGAGCUUCUGUCAGAAAUACAAGCUUUCUGUCCAUCAAAGAAUCCACACAGGGGAGAAACCAUAUAUGUGCGCAGAGUGUGGAAAGAGCUUCAAUGAGAAGGCCAAGCUUUCUGCCCAUCAGAGAAUCCACACAGGGGAGAAACCAUAUAUGUGCGCAGAGUGUGGAAAGAGCUUCAAUGAGAAGGCCAAGCUUUCUGUCCAUCAAAGAAUCCACACAGGGGAGAAACCAUAUACGUGCUCAGAUUGUGGAAAGAGCUUCAGGCAGAAGUUCAAGCUUUCUGUCCAUCAGAGAAUCCACACAGGGGAGAAACCAUAUAUGUGCUCAGAGUGUGGAAAGAGCUUCAGGCAGAAGUAUGAACUAUCUGCCCAUCAAAGAAUCCAUACAGGAGAGAAACCCUACACAUGCUCAGACUGUGGAAAGAGCUUCAGUUGGAAGUCAAGUCUUUCUGCCCAUCAAAGAAUCCACACAGGGGAGAAACCAUAUACGUGCUCAGAAUGUGGAAAGAGUUUCAGUCUUAUGGAACAGUUUUCUAAACAUCAAAGAAUGCACACAGGGGAGAAACCUUAUAUGUGCUCAGAGUGUGGGAAGAGCUUCAGUUGCAAGUCAAGCCUUUCAGCCCAUCAAAGAAUCCACAAAAGGGAGAAACCAUAUACGUGCUCAGAGUGUGGAAAGAGUUUCAGUCUUGUGGGCCAGCUUUCCGACCAUCAAAGAAUGCACACAGGGGAGAAACCUUAUAUGUGUUCAGAGUGUGGAAAAAGCUUCAGUUGGAAGUCAAGCCUUUCUGACCAUCAAAGAAUCCACACAGGGGAGAAACCAUAUACUUGCUUAGAGUGUGGAAAGAGGUUCAGGUUCCUCUCAAGCCUUGCCAUCCAUUAUAGAAUCCACACAGGGGAGAAACCAUAUAUGUGCUCAGAGUGUGGAGAGAGCUUCAGUCGGAAGGCUCAGCUUAAUGACCAUCAACGACUCUACACAGAAGAGAAACCAUAUACGUGCUCAGAGGCUGAGAAGUGCUUCAGUGAGAAGGGCAAUCUUUCUGCCCAUCAAAUAAUUCACACAGGGGAGAAACCAUAUACAUGCCUAGAGUGUGGAAAGAGCUUCAGUGAGAAGGGCAAUCUCUCUUGCCAUCUGAGGAUCCAUACCGGGGGGAAACCGUAUACGUGUUCAGAGUGUGGAAAGAGAAUCAGUUCCAAGGGUAAUCUUUCUAUCCAUCAAAGAAUCCACACAGGGGAGAAACCAUAUAAGUGCUCAGAGUGUGGAAAGAGCUUCAGGCAGAAGUCAUAUCUUUCUAUCCAUCAAAGAAUCCACACAGGGGAGAAACCAUAUUCGUGCUCAGAGUGUGGCAAGAGCUUCAGUGAGAAAGGCAGUCUUUCUGCCCAUCAAAGAAUCCACACAGGGGAGAAAACAUACAUAUGCUCGGAGUGUGGGAAGAACUUCAGUUGCAAGAGCAGUCUUUCUGUCCAUCAGAGAAUCCACACAGGGGAGAAACCAUAUACGUGCUCAGAUUGUGGAAAGAGCUUCAGGCAGAAGUUCAAGCUUUCUGUCCAUCAGAGAAUCCACACAGGGGAGAAACCAUAUAUGUGCUCAGAGUGUGGAAAGAGCUUCAGGCAGAAGUAUGAACUAUCUGCCCAUCAAAAAAUCCAUGCAGGAGAGUGUAGUGAGCAGCCUGCCGGCACUGAUAGUUAGCAGGAAAAGUACCCAUGACCUUUAUUGACAGACUGACUACCCUAGGUCCUGACCAGUCAUCCAGGCAGGCAGGACUAGAGGGUAAGGAUGUGCACAAAACGAAAGGAUGUGUCCUUUUCUGGACUGCCAAACCCGUUUGGAGGUCCCACAUUUUGACUGGUUUGCCACUGGAGGAUAUCUUUUAAGGAGUAGAGCUGGUGCUGUUACACCCCCUGCCAUAUUUUCUCCACUGGCACUGCCACCGAAACCAAUGGUGCAGGGCUGCAAGAAGGUAUGCAGUAGCCCGGCCCAUGCCCGCGAUGUUGGUGGCAGUGCCGGCGGGGGAAGUGCAGUGGGAGGGGUUUAGCAGGACCCUCCCUGCUCCUUAAAGGUAAGCCCCCUGCCACCAAACCCGUCUGUCUGACAGUUCGUGCUCAUCCUUACUAGAAAGCUCCUGGGUAGAAGAAAAGGGAGUUGCCCAGGUGAGAAGGGAUUGAUGGAGACUGACCACAUUCCAUCUCAGUUAAUCUGCAGAAAUUGGGGAGACAGAUUUGCAGUGGCUUGGAUCUCGCCAGGGCUUUGGGGGGAUUCAAGGGGCAGAAAGCCAAGCUAAGCAUUUCUAAGUGCAACCAAAAAGUCGAAACCUAAGAAAACCUAGUAUGCAACAAAAAAGGGUUGUCUCUGUUUUUACAAACCCUCACAGUGUGUUUGAUUAAAUAUGGGUGGAGGGGGAGGGGACGCCUCUAGUGCAAUCCGUCUCCCAACUGGGACACUAAGCCAGCUUUGAUUAGCUCACCAUGUGCAGGCAUACAGUUGGGGAACAGCUGUUUUUCUAGUUGCCUGUUAGCAAGGAGAAGUAAAGUUUGAAACUGGGAUUUUUAAUGACUCUGAUUCCCAUUAUGAAAAUUUAUUAAGGAGUGAUUUGGUGGCAGCAAUUUAAACUACCAGAGUCUCUUAUUUACCUUUAGUCUUAAAAGUUAAAGAUUAAAUUCCUUUGUGCAAUCUGAUUCAGCUUCUCAGAUUGCAGGGAGGGGUGACGCAGCUGAUAAAGCCUCCCUCAUGAGUUGCUGGCCAAGACCAGUCAGUGGGUUGAUUCUUUACAGAGAAAAACUCUAUCCAUGCUCAGUGUAUGGAAGGAGCUUCAGUUGGAAGGGUGGGGUUUCUGUCCAUCAAAAUAUUCACACAACCAAGAAACUUUAUAUGUGCUUAGAGUGUGGAAAGAGCUUCCGUCGGAAGGACAGUCUUUCUGUCCACCAAAGAAUCCACACAGGGAAACACUACAUAUAUGCUCAGAUUGUGGAAAAACUUUAAGAAGGCCAACUUUUCUGCCUGCCUUGAACAGCAUCCUGCCCUCCCAGUCUGGACACUGUUUGAGAGGGGUGUUAACGAAACUCUUCAGGAGUGCUGGCUAACCACUUCAGUGGUACUUUUGGACUCUUCUGGGAUAUCACUGUGACUAUAUGGAAGAGUCGAUGACAGUGUCUGAGCCCCUCUAAGCAAUGGGGACCUUGUCCUGGAUGGCAGUAGUCCCAGUUCAGAACUGGACGUACACUAGAGGGCGUAGUCUUAUCUGCCACUGCUCCAUCCAUCUCUGUAAAUGCUUAUCCUGAGCGAAGCCAUGGGGCCUUGAGGGUACUCAUGUGUAACUUGGAACCGUCAGGCUAGAUGCCAAAGAUGUGGAGGGCAGUGCAGUUAGUAGGAUGUGGGAGCCAGUGCUUGGUAAAUUGUGUGGAGGUAUUCUUGAGCCGUCCUCAUUAUGUGAAGCGGGGGACCAUUCCUGAUCCUCCUAUGAUCCUGAACUGCUGAACGCCUGGCUAUAGUCCUUCUAAGGCUCCUUCUGUCCGUGCUUUUUGAUUGCUGGAGGAAAUAAUGGGGUUGCUGUCAGUAAGUGACACCACACACACACACACACACACCCCUUUCCACAUAUUGCCAUUGUUUUGGACAUUGCCUGUAAUGUGGGGCCUAAACUUGUAUUUGUCAACACAUGGCUGAAGGGAGUACAGGCAAGAAGCAUACACAUGUUCCCUUGAGAAAAUAACUUGAAGGAAUUCCAAGCCGCAUCCUCCUUACGGGAUAUAAUGCUGCUUAAAUUUUUUUCGCUGCAAGUAGAAAUGUUUCAAGGUAAGGAUUAAAAUGAAAGUGAGGUAAAAGUUUAUGUGGAGGAAUUGCAUCUGGGUACAGAGACCGAGCUCUGUUUAAAACAUGCUGAGUUAAAUCCUGAAUACAUUGCUCUGUGAUUAUUUUGCAUUCCCAGGAAUUUGGGAUUUCCACGCCCAAACACCAUGACUCUGGCAUACGCAUAGCGCGUCUAGUCAUGACUUCAUGGGGUCUAAGUCCAUAACGCAGAGGCAGGACUUCUCUGUAGCUGCUCUUGGGCUGUGGAAUGCACUCGUGGCAGAAAUUCGUAAUUUGAGAUCAUUGCUGUCCUUCAGGAGAGCCCUUAAAACCUAUCUGUUUGGCCUGGAAUUCCAGGUUUUUUAAUUAUUAACUGUUUUAAAUUGUUGUCCUGAUUUCCAGGGUUUUUAGCUGUUUAAUUGAUUUUAUUGUGUUUUAAUAGUUUGAUUUUAAUUAUUUUUGUUUUUAUCAUGCUGUAAACCGCCCUGAACUAUUUUGGAAGAGCAGUAAACAAAUCCAGUCAAUCAAUCAAUAAAAACUGAUUUUGAACCUCUCAGUGCUGUGAGAAUAGUGGUGAGGUUCUCAUCACAGUUUUUACCACUGGAUGAGGCCAUGUUACUUAAAGCUUCCUUGAUUGUGCGACUGGAUCUCUCAUCAAGGCCAAUGACUACGGGUGUCGUGCUAUGUGGAACCUCUGCUUGAUGCCUGUCCCGUGAAGGAACUUCCUCUCAGAAUCGAGGUAUUUGGGGACCCUGAAUCUGCUGCAAACUACAUUGAAAAAUACUCUUGCAGUGACUGAAGCUUAAUCAAGUAAAUGAAUGUAAUUUGACGGUAAGGUUAUUGUAAAAGCCAAUUAAAAAAAUUUAAAAUGCAAAAGAAGCUGUAUCAGUUCUGAUUGGUAUUGAUUCAAUCUAGUUUGGAAAAGGUUCCAGAAUGACAAGGCAGAACCGUUUGCCUCUGGAGGUGGUAGAAAUUGAGCCAAUGUAAUCCAUUUGGAUGUGGCUCAUCACAGAGUCCACGUGUUGUUGUCUAACAGGGCUUUGGCUGGCAGUUGACAUUCACAUGUGCACACCACAAACAGCUUUCACAAAAGGCACUCACAUCAUCAUACAUUUCUGGCCACCAUCCUGUAUGCUGAACUCUUUCAAGUGGGGGCUGUUUACUGCUGUGUCCCAUGUCAUGCACGGACUGGAUGAAUUCAUGUCUGACUGCGGCUGGAACUAUCCAGUGGUGGUCUCCAGUGGCCGCUGCACCCACCAGAUUCCAUCUGCCUUCUCUACUUUAAACAUCCCUGUCGAAUCUGAGCCUUUUGAAGCUACAGUAGGCCUUCAAUCUCGGAGUCUUCUUCUUGAAGGGUACUUACAUCUAGAAUAGGAACUGGUCCUCCUCUGAGUUGGGAGGGAGAAACCAUAGGAGAGAGGGCAUGCCCUCAGCUCUUGCCUGUGAACUUAGCAAAGGCGUCUGGUGGGCCAUUGCGUGCAACUGGAUGCUGGACUAGAUAGGCCUUGGGCCUGAUCCAGCAGGGCUGUUCUAUUAAUUUGACUGUGGGUAAUGACGGGCAAGAAGCUCGGCUUCACCAGGCUUGCUAGGUGUUGUUGCCUCUGGCUAAAGAGUCUGCUUCAUUAUUCCAGCUGUCUUUUUCUGAUGUGCUGCCACGUGGGUAAGCCAGGUAGGCGCUGUUCUCUUUUGGACUAACUCUGCUGUUUUCUGCCAUUUAUCUGAGUGUGCCUCAGGGCGUCUGUCAGAUGCCUCCAUUUCACGACUCAACCAUAUGGGAAGCUAUGUUGUGUCGUGAAAUGAUGUAUUUUAGGGGAGAAUGCUUUCUUUGAACUAUUGCUUUGGAACCCCUUAAUAAGUAUUCCCACUGUGCAAUAAUCCAGACCAGCGCAAGACAUGCCUUCUCACAAGGGGACAAGGACUGCUCUGUUGAACUCUGCAAUCGUGAGGCAUAUGUGAUGAUGCACAACUUGUCUUCUGAAUGCUGAUUCAAGGUUGUUGCUCUACUAAUCUCUGAGGUGGCCAAAUGAACCACAAAGGGGCACCAAAGUGGCAAAAGCUUUCAUUUGUUCUGGACCCCACCAGUGUUCCCUCUAACAGGGAUUCCCAUAUAUUGUUGACUACAACUCCCAUAAUCCCCAGCCAAAGGCCAUUGAAGCUCGCGAUGCUGGGAGUUGUCUUCAACAACAUCUAGGGAUCCCUGUUAGAGGGAACCCUGAACCCCACUCAUACUGAUGACUCUUCUUCAAAAGCUGAUAGGCUUUGCCUUGGCUGCAAAGCCUUCUUUAAAUUCAUGAAAGUUGUUCAUGAUGCCAAUUUGGGUUCUAAGGGAGUGAAUGUCCGUGGGGGCUGGAAGUUUAGAAGACCUACCAUCUUCCCUAAAGGCAGAUAGAUAUUUUGAUACCCCGCAGCAUGAAACCAUGUCUAGAUAACUUCCAGAGGGGGAAGGGCUGAAUAUCACAAGAGCUGACAUUUCCAAGGGAGCAGGCCAAACCCCAGUGGUGGAGCCUGACCCCCAGUGGCCCAUGUGCAGCGGCAGCCUCGCCGUCCCUGCGUCUGACGUCAGACACGGAGGCGUGGUCUGGCUCCCCAAUGGAGCCACAGCUCCGUUUGGGACUCAGUCAGUUGGGACUGGAGGAGGGAGUGAGUCAGGCCAGCACUGCCCCUUCAGGAGCUAAACUCGGGCUAGCGCUGCGUUCGCUGGCCAUUUAACUCCCGAAGGGGCCACACGGCCCCUUUGGGAGUUAGACUUCUGCUGGCUCUGCAUUCACAGCACAGCCAGGAGCAGCUUUUCCCUGUCUUAAAGGCAGGGAAGAACCACUGCUGGCCGCAAAUGCAGCGGCCCUUUAACUCCCGGCCCUUGCUCAAGAGCUAAACCAGCACCCCCAUGUCUGACGUCAGAUGCUGGGGGGGGUGUCGGGGCCACGAAGCGCAGUCCCUGAUUGGACAUGGCCUGGGUUCUUUGAACCCGUUCACCCAAUGGUAGCUCCACCCCUGCCAAACCCCUGGUUGUAGCUUUUGCUAGCUUCUGCUACAGGAGAAGGUUGAAUUUGUCCGUGUGGGGCAGAGCGGGAGUCAGGCCUUCUGUAGGGAUGUGCAUAACAUUUCAAAAGUGAAAUAUAUUGAGCUUGAAACAGAACCUUCUUCAAAUAAAGGGUCUGUUUCGAGCCUGGACCUAAACAACCUCAUUUUGAGUUGAAAUGUUUCAAUGUUCCGAGUUCCAUUUUGUAGGCCUGUUUUCCCCUUGCUGAUAGGUUUCCUGGCACUGGCUUCUGAUUGACUUGUGAUCUCCUAGCUUCUUAGUUGGCUUGUUCUACAGAUCAAGUGUUGUCAUGGGGAACUAUGCCCCCAUUGACUUGGGUGUUACCUACCACCCAACCCUCAAAAGAAAUGGGCAAGUGGGUGACUUUUAACAAAUUGUUAACCUUUUAGGAUCCUAUGGCAGUUUGAGGGAAAGGUAAAAAUGUGUUGAUCUGCAGCAUUCCCCUUUUGCCAUCUCCCACGGUCAUCUCCCAGUGCUGGAAGGGGCUCUUCUGCAGGAACCAGAGUCCAUGGGACACCUGGAAAGGCACAUAUAAGCAUUGGGAAAAUACACGGGGAUAUCUGGGAAACUCCAAUUUGGUUAUUGAUAUUUAUAUAGUACAGAUUUAUUGUGUUUUUAAAACUUUUAAUUAGAUUUGUAUUUUUAUACCCCAAUUUAAUAUUUUAUUGUGUAACUGUUUUAUAGUCUUAUAUGGUGUUAAAUGUUUUGUAAACCACGUUGAGAUUUUUUUUUAUACCACCCUUUUAUACCACCUUGAAAGGUGCUAUAAAAAUUUAUUGGUAAAUAUUUAGGGUUCAUUCGGGGCUGCAGUUUUUUAGUAUGAAUGUGAUAAAUCGUCGCACGAACAGUAUAACUUGUAAUCUGCUGCUGAAUGUUAACACAUUUCAACUGUGUUUAAAUCUAUUUUACUUUAUGCUGCUCAAAGACCAAAAUAAACCGUAUCUAUCUGUUUGUCUGAC
Molecule: messenger RNA, 10302 nt
Organism: Hemicordylus capensis (graceful crag lizard)
Lineage: Eukaryota; Metazoa; Chordata; Lepidosauria; Squamata; Cordylidae
Product: zinc finger protein 850-like
Exons: 8
Coding region: 244-4206 (1320 amino acids)
Biological process (GO): regulation of transcription by RNA polymerase II
Molecular function (GO): DNA-binding transcription factor activity; RNA polymerase II cis-regulatory region sequence-specific DNA binding
Source: RefSeq, a predicted model, not a curated record